This is a messenger RNA of Pecten maximus, 2926 nucleotides long. Its product is annotated as activator of 90 kDa heat shock protein ATPase homolog 1-like. Gene Ontology annotation, molecular function: ATPase activator activity; protein-folding chaperone binding. The record is from RefSeq and is a predicted model, not a curated record. Gene Ontology annotation, biological process: protein folding; positive regulation of ATP-dependent activity. Gene Ontology annotation, cellular component: cytosol. Lineage: Eukaryota; Metazoa; Mollusca; Bivalvia; Pectinida; Pectinidae.
GGGCGCGAUACGACUUCCGGGAGAUUCCCUUCCAGAAACGUGCAGAACAGCGUUGACUGUAUCGAAGCGGUGUCAGUAAACAUUUCAAUAAUAAUAGACAAUUAACAAAUAAUUGUUGUUUUUUCAAACGAUACAGUCUGUUUUCUUUAAAAUGGCUAAAUGGGGAGAAGGAGAUCCUCGAUGGAUUGUAGAAGAACGACCAGACGGCACAAAUGUAAAUAAUUGGCAUUGGACUGAGAAGAAUGCAACAAAUUGGUCAAAAGAUAAGCUGAAGGAACUGUUAAAUGGAUUGGUUGUUGAAGAUGAAGAAUGUUUCUGUGAAAUAAAAUCCCUGACAACAUUAGAUGGGGAAGCUUCAGCAAAUAAUAGAAAAGGAAAACUUAUAUUCUUCUAUGAAUGGACUAUUGCAGGAGAAUGGUCAGGGAAACUUAAAGAUGGUGUAAAGAAACAUAAAGGAAAGUUUGAAAUUCCUAAUCUAAGUGAGGAAAAUGAUGCUGAUGAAAUAAAUUUUGAAGUGACAAUAGACAAAACGACAGAUGAAUCAUUUAAAGUAAAAGAGAUGAUGAGAAAGAAAGGACAGGACAUGGUUCGAACACAACUUGCCAAGUACAUGAAAGAGCUAAAAGAAGAGUAUGGAAAAGGGAUUGUUCUCCCUACAAAGGGCAGUGCUACAGUGACGGCCACAGAAAAGAAACAAGCUGAAAAUAAAAUGCGACAAGAAAUGAACAAAAUGAUAAUUAAUCAGUCAAAAGAAAAUGUUGGUGUAAGGAUCCAUACAAAGAAACUGACAGAUAAGGAAGAAUUCAAAUGUCGUGCAGAGGACCUCUACCGAGCUCUCACAGAUAAGGAGAUGGUGCAGGCCUUUACAUGCGGCCCUGUGUCAAUGGAAGUAGAGAAGGGAGGACGAUUCUCAUUUCUCAAUGGAAAUAUCACUGGAGAAUUUGUGGAAUUGGUUCAACCAACAAAGAUCGUUCAGAGAUGGAGAGUGAAAAGUUGGCCAGCUGAGCACUAUUCAGUUGUGACCUUCGACCUGGUAGAAAAAGAGGAUUGUACAAUGUUGAAUCUAACACAAACAGGAGUCCCAGACACAGAACUAGAAAAAACCCGUGAUGGAUGGAAGGUGAACUAUUGGAACAGGAUCAAACAAAUAUUUGGAUUUGGCUCAAAUAUAUUUUGUUGAUGAUGAGUUUUCAUAAAUUUAAUGAUUUUGCAAAUUUAAAAAAAAUUACUGUGGUUGCAAUUUACCUGAAAGGUUUUUGGGAAGUUAACAAACAACCGACCCUAAUGAGCUAUUUGUUCGCCUUGUGACACUCGCGUCUAUUGGUGUUAAUUCAAUCCAUUCCAACGGAAAUAACUCUGAACUGGAACAGUGAUAUCAUGUUGAAUGUCAUUCAAGUAGCUUGUCUGUUCUUCCUGGUGAACGGAUCCCAACACUAAAAAUGAAUUCAUUAUGAGAUACAGCAGCUGUCAGCUGCUUUGCACAGUAUUGCGACAUCUUCAGGAAAUGACGACCAUUACCCGGGUAUAUUGAUACAGAAUGACAAGAGGAUCGUGACUACAUUCAGAGAAAUGGCUAAGUUAUUGUGUUUGUUCUCAUGUCAGACUGUCUUAUUUAGGUAACCUUGAUAUUAAUAUUACACACUCUUACAUAUGAAUUCCUCUUAUAUCUAAAUGUUUCUACCAACAAUGUUUUCACACCACCUUCCUUUUUUAUUUUUUUUCUCUAAAUGAAAUUGGAUUUUUUGUUGACAAUACCUCAAAUGAAUUUGCAUUUCAGUCAUAUAUUCGAGCGAGGACAAUGUCACUGUUGAUAUUAGAUUCUAACCAUAGCACAACUGACUUCCAAAAAAUCAUUUUCAAGUGAUUUUGAUGAAACUUAUUGCUGGUAUUCAUUGCACAAAUACCUAAACAAAAUAAUGUUUAGGGGUCUGGAAUCUUCAGGUCAAGGUUGCUCUUACUGUAAAUAAAGCAUUUUUCAUUGCUCUUUCCGUUUCCUUUCUUUAAGAUUUUUUAUACAAUAUACAAGUAUUAAAAAACAAAAGCUACUAAGUAACAUUUUACACUUUGUCUAGAUUUUUAAGAAAAAAUGAUACUGAUCUGACUAAACCAUUUAUUUUGGCAGUUCUUACUUGUUAUGUAGGUUACGCGUAUACGCGAGUCAUAUUUUUACCAUAUUUAUAGUCAAGGAUCACUUACUGAUAUAUUGGUCUAAUGCUGAAUUAUACUGAUAUAUUGGUCUAAUGCUGAAUUAUUUUAAUAUUGACAGAAAUGAGAGUCGAAACAGAGCAUAUGUUGGCGAUAUGGAUGAGUUAAAAAAAAGGUCUGAAAUGCGAGUGACCAUACAUAUUUGUUAUAAGAGUUUAAUGAUUAAAUUGUCAAUUUCACAUUAAAUUUGUCUCGAGACCAAAUCAAUACAUCAUCCCAUGAGGUAAACUCAAUAUAUCAAUCCAUUUGUAAAUAUUUAGAGCAGGCGUUUACAGAUCUCCUACUAGAUACUAGAAACUCUGAAAGUCUACGUGAAAUGUUAGCCUUUGAUUUUAUGGACAAGACUGGAAAAAAAUCUUUUAAAUAAGGCAUUUCUGUUCUGUAAAACAAUAUCCAUUUUCUUUUUAAUUUGGAAAUAUCUUUUAAUGUUGAUACUAAAUAAAUGUUUAUUUAUGUGGUGAACUAAAACAAACUGGACACCAAGUCCUACCUACUGGCUGUAUUAAUCUGGUCAAAUUUAUUGGCAAAUGAAAACGUCAAGUUUAUCAGGUUCAUGGAAUGCAACUUGUGGAAUAUGAAAUACAUUACAAUAUCGGGUAGACUGAUAGUAUCAGUGUAUCAUUCCGGAAUGGUUAGUUUCUAAGAUUAUUUAAUUUCUAUUGUACAUCUAACAAAAGAAAUAAAAUUGAAAGUAAAUUAUGAAUAAAUGAGUUGUCAUGUU